This is a messenger RNA of Lathyrus oleraceus (garden pea), 2681 nucleotides long. RefSeq names its product NDR1/HIN1-like protein 12. Gene Ontology annotation, cellular component: plasma membrane. Bases 1872 to 2483 code for a protein of 203 amino acids. Lineage: Eukaryota; Viridiplantae; Streptophyta; Magnoliopsida; Fabales; Fabaceae. The record is from RefSeq and is a predicted model, not a curated record. Gene Ontology annotation, biological process: defense response to other organism. The transcript is spliced from 4 exons.
UUUUUUUUAUAGUUCAUAAGUAAUUUUCAAAGUUUAUGGUAAUGAUAUAGGUAAGUUUAGUUUUGGGCCAGAUAAUCCAAGAACAUCUUUGAAUUUCUUCCCCUCAACUGAAGUUGAUCAACCAAAAUCGCACUCUCAUCAGGUAGUCAACAGAGGCGCUACCGUGGCCGCACGGAGCCUGUCCACAGCAGCGAGACUGGUAGCGGAGAGAAACAGUGUCGCGGCGCUCGAUAGGGGUUUCAUGGGUCACUUUUUGGAGUGGUUUUUGGAUCGCUAUUAUUUUUUUUGCUUGAAAAACCAAAGCUACCCCUUAAAAUUAAAACAUUUUGCAGGCAUUUCUGAGAAGUAUCAUGGCACAUCACUUUGGAGUGGUGACAAUGCUUCAUUGGUGAGAUCCAUAUCAAAGAAAUACCCUCACUUUGGAGAGAUGACAAUGCUUCAUAGGAAUGUGCUUCAAGUUGUGUUUUGUUGAUAACUGAGCAGGAAUUCAUCUUUUUCCCAUACUGAGAUCAUUUACACCGUAUGAUGAUACAUUACGAGUCUGUUUAUUCAGUUAGGAACAGUUGAGUGUUAGCAGGAAUCACGCCUAAGCCUGUCAAGCAAAAUGCUUUGGUACUCACCAGUUUAGCAAGCUAAUGUAGCUACCCAUAAAAUGUCAUAAAGUGCAGCUCCUAUGACGUCUAGUUUUGAAGGCGCUGCUACAAUAGGGUCUUGAGUAUUAUAAGCAGUCCAAGUUUCACAUCAAGUUGUCUAAGAUGCUUGUAAAGUACUUAAGUGGUUUGGUAAUUCCUCUAACUAGCUUUCAAGGAAGUGUUCCCGCGAUUUGAGUGUUUAUCAAGGACUUGCAAUAUUUGGUUUAUAAUUAUUUUAAGUGAAAUUUUUUUAUGUUAUAUUUCACAAACCAAUACACCAACUCUUUAUUUUAUCAUUAAUAGUAUCACACCCUGCACAGGACACUGAUUUGAUAUUCUGCUUGUUGCGGCGGAUGUAUUGGACUAUUCUUAGAUGUCUGUUUCCUAUGUUUGGCAAUUCUAUUGUGUUCAGUUUUUAUUUAUAAGUGAUUGUACUUUACCUUAGCUAAUUAGGUUUCUAGUAUAAUCUGUUUAGAUAGACUGAUUUACUUUCAGGUGUUUCAGUGUCUCAGUUUCAGUUUUUGGUGUUUUUCAAAAUUACUUUCUGAUGUUGCUUUUCCAGAAAUGUUCUUCUAAUGCCUGCAAUAACAGCAGUUCUUUCGUGUAUUACAAAGAAUUUGUGCAACAAUCCCUUUUCCAUUUUCAGAUCAUGUAAAUUAUUUUUCCUUUACUGUGACCGUAAGCCCUGAAAAUUCUCUCAAAUAUUGGACAGAUAACUGGUUCUGCUACAAAAGCUUUGUGUUUUUUAGUUUUCAUACUUAGGAAUCUUAGUUCCUUGUAACUUUAAUGCAUUUGUUUUACAAUGUCACAUGACACAAGUAAAGUGUCUUGAGUGAUGAGUUUGCAUGACAAGCUUGUGAUUAAAAGCAGGAUUCUUCUAUAGGACUGAUUGUAAUUCAAAUUUUUGAUGGAUUAUACCCUUCAGUAAUGCAAGUUUGGUAUUUUACUUUUUACAAGUUAAACAGUGGCUAAGAUUCUUUGUUCUUUAGAAGCUUAAACCGUUCGUGCAACUAUAUAUAUAAAUCAAAUGCUUUACAGGUGAGCAAAGGAUGAUACCAAACCUUCAAGCCAAUUAUAACCAAAAGAGGUCAAAUUCUCUGUAAGAUUCUCAAGAAAAAAUUUGUACUCUUUUUCAGCAACAUAAAAUUGAAAUAAAAUAAAAUAUGUAAUGUUAUAUAUAUUAGUCUCUCAAAUUUUAAUGUCAUUUCUUUAUUGUUACUCUCACUACUAUUAUACACCAUGGUUGCAUUCAAGAGAAAACCUGUAAUGGGUUCUGGUGGUCACACCAACCCUUUAGUUUGGUUAGCAGCUAUAAUCUGCACAAUUUUCGCAAUAGCUGUGAUUGUUACUGGCAUUAUGAUGUUCAUUGGUUACAUAAUGAUCCAUCCAAGAGUACCUACAAUCAGUGUCACCAAUGCUCAUUUAGAUCUUCUAAGAAAUGAUUAUGCUGGUUUACUUCAAACUCAGCUAAGCAUUGUUGUGACUGCUUACAAUGGAAAUGCCAAAGCUCAUGCAAAAUUUUCUAAGAUGACAUUUAGUCUUAGCUUUCAAGGUCAAGGAAUUGCAGUGCUUGUUGCGGAUUCAUUUGAUGUGCCGAAGAACAGUUCGAAUGUUCUUCGGUAUGUUGUUCAAUCGUCGUCGAUACCGUUAACGCCGGAUCAAAUGGAGAAAGUUGGUGAGUCUUGGAAGAGAAAUGAGAUUGGUUUUGAUUUUAAAGGUGCUGGUAGGACUAGGUGGAAGGUAGGACCUUUUGGUUCUGUGAAAUAUUCUUGUCAUUUGAAUUGUUACCUUAAGUUUCGACCCUUGAAUGGUAGUUAUAUACCUUCUAAGUGUUCAUCCAAAUCAAAAUGAUUCUUUGUUACAGAUAGUUUUACCUCAUCUUCUUUCUUCUGUAGAUUAUUCAGGUUAUAUAUAUAGAAAAUAAAGUUGCAGGUUAUUAUACAUUCAUCACAGAAAGCAAAGAACUUUGAAGUACAAAAUAAGGUUAAUGAUGUAUCAAAUUGUGGUAUAUAACAUCUUGUUAUACUAAUAUAGGUUGCUAUUCUAACA